AUGAGUGUGUCUUCAUCCGAUCCGGAACUUGAGGUUGAAGAGUGCGAUGAGAUUGAAGACAGCGAGGUUGAAGACAGCGGGGCUGAAGACGAGGGGGAGUGGUCCCCCCCAGCAGACGAGGUGGCUCGGAGUGGGGAUGACGAGUCGUAUGAGGAUUUGGCAAUGGAGGAAGGCGUGGAAGACAUGGACGUAGGUGCCCUCUUUGCGGGGUUUCGAGAAGAGGGAGACGACGCCCAAGUGGAAGAACGUGGUGGGGACGCAGACUUGUUGGCGGACGACGAGGACUGGCUGGAAGACAUCCAGAUAACAGGCGAGGAAGACAUGUUGGAGCUGGCGCCGAGUGGAGCGGAUGGCGCCACGAAGCCGCAGCCGCAAUUGGCUCCCAUUAUAGCCCGAGGUAAUGGCGAGCAGGAGAGGAUGCUAUCCUACUUUACGGGCUAUAUACGCCAAAUGAUGCGCUCGCUCACUGCAAACUUUUCCAAGAUUGUGGUCGGCUUUCAUGUUCUGGUCUCAAUCUUGCGACGAGUGUCGGACCUGUCCGAGGGCUACAGCACCAAAGAGUCGCAGGUGCUGAAGGACAUGGUCCACUUGGCUGUACGCUGUGCCUCCAUUGAUGUCGGCGGAGUUACCGCGCUGCAACAGAGCAGAAUCGAAGACCUCUUCGCAGAACAAGCUGGACCCUUGGACGAAGACGUUUUUAGAAAAGCCGUGGUCGCCGUCACCAACAAGGAACAACCACUUGCCGUCCAACUCCUGGCGAGAACAUUUUACGAUCUGCUCCAAGAGAAGAUCCCGUUCAACGUCUUCCAAGACCUCGUGCAGGAAGCCCGCAAAGAAGUCUCGACCCAACGACAAGAGCGCGCCUUCCAGCAACGACUUGCCAAAUCCAAAGGCAAGCGAUAA
Gregarina niphandrodes is the source of this 903-nucleotide messenger RNA. RefSeq lists its product as hypothetical. Bases 1 to 903 code for a protein of 300 amino acids. The transcript has a single exon. The record is from RefSeq and is a predicted model, not a curated record. Lineage: Eukaryota; Apicomplexa; Conoidasida; Eugregarinorida; Gregarinidae.